AUGUAUUUAAGUGUACUAUUUUUAUUAUAAAAUGCUGCGAAAUUUAAUGAAGAUAGUUAUGAGAAGUUCAAUCUAAAGAAAUUCAAAGGGAAACAUGAUAUAAGUUGUUAAGAGUUCAAAUAGUUGAUUUUUGAUACAAGACAACAAUUCACUUAAUUAAAUGGAGAAUAAUUAAGUUGCGUUGUAGAUCUAAUGAAGCAGGAUUAAUUAGUCGACGAUGACAACACUGACUAUUUAUUGAUAACAAUUAAGAAUGUUGAAGAUGAAUAAACCAGAUAUUAACUUUUAGAUAAGAUAAUUAUGCCAACUUCAAACUUGGCAAAAGAAUAAGUGAAAGAAAUAGAAUAGAUCAUUGAGAGUUGCUAAUAACAUGCCAUGGGAUUGUCAAUUAUGGGCAAGAUGAUUGCAUUUUAUAACUAUUAGAACAGAUAAAUAAUGAAUAAAUUUGUUAAUGAAUUUGGUGUAACUAAAACAAAUGCAGAAUAAUUGGGUGCAGCCUCUAUUGGUUUAGCAUUGGGAUAAUAUAAGGACAAGUGA
This is a messenger RNA of Paramecium tetraurelia, 537 nucleotides long. RefSeq lists its product as uncharacterized. The record is from RefSeq and is a predicted model, not a curated record. The transcript has 3 exons. Lineage: Eukaryota; Ciliophora; Oligohymenophorea; Peniculida; Parameciidae.